This is a messenger RNA of Daphnia carinata, 2092 nucleotides long. RefSeq names its product mucin-5AC-like. Lineage: Eukaryota; Metazoa; Arthropoda; Branchiopoda; Diplostraca; Daphniidae. The annotation marks the transcript as partial. The record is from RefSeq and is a predicted model, not a curated record. Gene Ontology annotation, cellular component: membrane. The transcript has 5 exons.
CAUUAUUUUCUUCAAUUGAGCCAGUUCCUCUUGCUGCUUGGUGGCAUCGGCACGACGGGAGCGAUCAACUGUAACCGUUGUUUCUGCGCUCAAGAUGUUGCUACCGGUGAUCAGAAUGUUCUUUGUCUUGGAAUUCCGUUCACAGAAAUCAAGACAAUUUUCUCUGGAAACACUGGAUUUACCAAUAUAAAUCGGUUCGAUGUCGUCCCAGAAGUGGGUGAUUCCAUAAUCCCAGCGAAUUUGCUGGGCAACCAUCGUGCACGGAUCAUUAACCUAGCCAGUUGCGGAAUAAAUCCAAUGGAAAUCGAUCCUGAUUCAUUUAAGGCAUCAGCCAGAACGACAACAGAAUUUAUCAGCUAUGAUUGCGACGUUGGCAAGUUGACGUGGUCUUUUCUCAACGGAUUCUUUCGUUUAAAUUUCCUACAACUGGAAGGUGCCACGAAAAUUCAAUCAUUAGGAUCUCUUCCAUCACUUCCCAGCGUCCAACGGCUCACUAUUACCAACUGCCAAGGUUUUACGCCUCUCACUUUCCCAGGGACAUCGUUGACUGGAUUGCAAACUCUCAUCAUUACCGAGAAUGACGCAGAACUGACGAACGAAAAGCUUGAUUCCAUCCUGACUACAUUGGUUAAUGCCAAAAGUUUGCAACUGUUAACAUUGAACAAUAAUCCGAGUAUCAGCCGCAUUCCGACCGCAUUGUCUGUGCUGUCCGCUUUACAUUCGCUCGAUAUUUCAUUGUGUCCGAUAACGACAGUGUCAUCCAGUUCCCUUUCCUUCUCCGCUCCAGCCGUCAAAGCCCUGAACCUCGAAAAGACUUCUUUAUCGAUCAUCGUUGAAAAUACAUUUAACAAUAGAUAUUACGGGAACGCAAAAGUCCUACUCGACGACAACAAGUUACAAGAUUUCCGUUCAUCCAUCUACUUAAAAAUCUUGAUGGACAUGAAGACUGCAACGGUCGGAGAGAGUGGCAGUCUCUCAGUCACUAACAAUCCAAUCAACUGCGGUAAUUGUCAACUGGCCUGGCUCGUUCGCGACACUCGUGAAUUGCUUCCCUUCGUUAACGGUACUUGCUCUAACGGGACGAAUUUUAGGGAUCUCAAUCCUAGGUGGUACGACGACCAAUCUUGCGAUACCCUCACUACCACACCAUUACCGACAACGCUGACGUCGACUGUUGCGUCCAUCGAAACAACAUCUACUGCUGCAUCCAUCGAACCAACAUCUACUGCCUCGUCCAUCGAACCAACAUCUACUGCUGCGUCCAUCGGACCAACAUCUACUGCUUCGUCCAUCGGACGAACAUCUACUGCUUCAUCCAUCGAAACAACAUCUACUGCUGCGUCCGUUGAACCAACAUCUACCAUGACUACUGAAUUGCCAACAUCCGUUACAACACAGUCGACGAUAGGGGUUCAGACAACAAAGACGACGAGCAAACCUACAAGGGGGACAACCACGCUAUCGAUUUCGUCGACUGGGUCCGGAUCCACCAACACUUCUACACAAGCCCCACCAGUUGCACAGAGCUACGACACGUUCUUUUACAUUUUCUAUGGCAUCUUGGGUGGUAUUGGCUUGAUUUUAGUCAUCGGUUUCGUCUAUCUAGGCUGCAUUCUCGCCAGGAGACGAAAGGCAAGUGCACGAAGUAGCGACGUCUCUUCUCGCAACUCUUCAAUCGCUCCCGAGUUCCAUCCCGUUCCGGCACCUUUCAAUGAUUUUCCACAUGUUCCGGAGACUCGAGCUGUAGAUCAUCGUGCCCCGUAUGUCCGGAUGGAUAAUCCCGUUCCACCACGUAUCGCCUCCAAUAACUUUGACCAACAUCCCACUGGAAAACAGUAUAAUACAGCUACAACUACCAUUAUCACGCCCUAUCGGCAACCAUCGUCUGCGCGGCAACCCCAAGCAGCCGCACCAAGUGGUCGAGUACGGGGACUGAAACGCGUUGGGUUUUAAUUCCACUUCCUACGCAGCUGGCAAGAGAAUAAAUAAAGUAAAUGAUAUGUAAACACGUCACGAACACAAUUAAAAAAUUAGCCCCCCCCUUCUGACCUUUGGGUAACAAACGAAGCAAUAAUAAAAACAUUUGACAUUC